GUAUCUAUAUGCAUUAGAUUGUUAUGGUUUUUUUUUUAAAUAUAAAUCAUAUGCGUUAAUGGCCUUUGCCCAUGUAUGGCUUGCUAGGUAAUAUACCCGUUUCAAAGCGCCAGGUUAGAGCUUAGUGUAGCCUGAGUAAGGCAUCCCGUGUAGAACUUUUACAUAAUUCAUUGUCAUUAUUUAUUCGUAACUCGUCUAUUUCAACCAAUUUUUGAACUUCCUCUUACUAUACCCCUUGUCUCCAUACCACCUAUCCAGGCUUCCUGUGUCCCAAUCAUGCCUACUACUCCUGUCACUCAGCAGCCUUGACCAUCGAUUUGAUGGCUCAAAGACAGAAGACUUUCUCUUGCGUCUCCGUCGGAACAUAUCCUCCGGUGGAAUGGCUUCGACGACUCUAGGACUAAGAGCGAUUCUAGCAGGAUAAGAUUUUAACGCCGAAGGUGCUGUUGUCUCCUCAGCCCGAGCCGUGUCCAACAGAGGACUCUCAGGUGGACUGAUAUCCCUAGGAGGAGGACUGUUGCUUCUGCUGCGACUGUGACUUCCGCGGUUGCUCUUAUAAUAUCGGGGAGAAGUCUCGCGACGUUUGGCACGGGGCUCCGGGCUAUGGCUUCGGCGGGGAGGACUAGGGCUAGGCGGACGCGGACUCAAAGCCCAUUGUGCCUUGUCUCUGUAGUCGUUUUCCUUGUCCUUGAAGUCAUUCCCUUUAGAAGACAUCUCAGGUGGCGAUUUGGACCUCUUUUCGCGACGGGAAUAUGCUUUUUUGGGUCCCGGGGGCAGCGGACCACUUUCGUCACCGGGCCGGGUCACGUAGCGAGUCUUCUUGAUGCGUCCAUCAUCGUCCGGCGAAGCGACAAUAACAAUCAAGUUGGCGAAAUCACCUUCCUUGAACAUGACAUGGACCUCAUCCGAGCUGGAUAUCGGCGGCAGUCGCCAGAUACGGUCACCAGAAGGAAUGGGAUUGUUUUCCUUGGGAACGUCCAUAUCAAGUUGUGGCCGAGCCGUCAUCAUGCAGAAGAGUUGGCACAGUAGUGUUGGGUCACUCUCGGGUGUUUCUGAGCGCCAUUUCCAGCCGGGAUAAGGUGAUUUCGUAUCUUUGGAACAAAAAGCCUCCCAGUUGCGAUCCCAGAUACCCAAGGCUUGCCACCUGCUUCGAACACGAGACGGCGCAGUGCUAGUGAUUUUGGCCAACUCUUCUUCAGGAAGACGCUCCAGGCGUAAGCUCUCUUCUUCAAUUUCAAGAUAGUAAGUAAACCAGGGGCGCGAGGAGAGGAAAGAAAGCCACUGAGCACGACUAGCGUCCGGUGCAAGAUCGGCGCGAGGCGUAACGGGGCGGUGCUCUCCGUAGCACAGGUCACGACGCGACUGGAGCAUUUGUUCCAAUAACUCCUUGUCGCUUCGAGAGUCAAUGCCGCUUUCUGGUUGCCAUUUCCACUCCCAUUUGCUCGCUGGUGUAGCAAAGCGAACCUUUUUCUUGCUCUUCUUUGGUGACUGUAUGUCCCAUGAGGGGUCCCAGACACCAAGUCGUUGCCAACGUAGUUUGACAAACUCUCGGGGGGCCAGUGCUUGCUCUUCAGGCGUAGCCUGAGUGUCCCACCAGAGCUUUAACCGACGAGCAUGAGGAGUAUCAGUUGUGAGAAAGGCCUUGAUGCGGCCUAUUUCGCUGAGGCAUUCCCUUUCAAAGCGGAAAGAUGGUGGAGCAAAUCUGGAGACCACGAAGUAAAGGUCCUCCAGCUCUUCGCUCUCCAAAGGGGCAUCUAGAAGAACUCGGUGCUUUGCAAAGAUUGCUUGUUCAUCCUCGCCACUCAGUAAUGGCGUUGUUUGAGGCGGAGCGGACCAUCGCUUAGAUGGAGCCGUAGGUUUGGAUGCUGUAGGUUGAAAGCGUUCUCGAAGAUGUGACAAGUUGUCCGGUGAAGAAAGUUCAGACGAUUCCUCCUCUUCUGCCGUAGAGCAGGUGGAGAGAGAUGCGACACUAGCUGGUCGUUGUUUGGGGAUGGCUCCAGGGCGGAAGGCGUUAUAGUUUAGGCCCAAACUGUCGACUCCUUUGCUUUGGGACUGGUCAAUGACGGUGUCUUCAUCUUCAGCACUGGGCCAGCGCUGGUGUGACUGAGAAUAAGAGUGAUUAGACGGCAUAUUUAGACUUGGAAGUUGCUGAUGACCAAGUGUAUGCUGUGUAAGUGCGUUGCUGGCGUCGGCCAAACAGAGCUACGGCACACGCGCAUUUUGUAUCUUUGUGUAGCAAAAUUAAGCGCUACAAGCUGUGCCAGCAAUGGUGUAUUUUCUCAAGCAUUUUCUAUAAAUAUCCUGCCUUGCAAUGCCUUCGAAGGGAAAUUGUAUGGGAAUUAACCGCCGAGAACGACCGACCCGGCGUUACGGUCCUUCAUUGCCCCUGGCGGGAACGCGGGCGCUAACAAACGCCGUGGUGGGGUUUGUGGUAAGGCGAGCUGUCGACCACUGAUUACGCGCCGACGGAUGGAAAGUCUGAAACGAGCCAGGGUUGUAGGAAAUUAGCCUCACUAUGAUCUGUAAAGCAGCCAAUAGGUCAUCUAAAGACGACACUUCGAGUUUUUGGGGUGGUCGCGCAAAGGUGGCCGCAGUUGGCCGGCGAGGCCGCAUAUGGUGAAGCAGUUUUUGGUUUCAGUGGCUGUUGCCAGGGGUGGGCGCCAUAAGUAGAGGGCGGGUAAGCGGUGCUGGAUUAUUCGCGUGACCAUGCCAUCGCAUAUUUCUAUGUGUAGGUGUACUGCGUGAGAGCACAAUUCUUUUGUCUACCUUGGGUUGUAGGCAUGCGUAGUCGUGGUCUUUGUGUUGGAAAUAACGAUACGGUUUGAUUUUCAGAUGCUGGACAGUGGCUGACUGCCUCUCCAUGAACCAAAAUGCAUAAACCGUUGCGUACCUGUAUGCCCCUUGUCAGAAAUACUGGCUGGUUGAGAUUGAAUCCCCCUCACUCUGUUUAGCGAACGUGCCAGCUACUUGCUUUCUAGCGCAGCGUUGGUGCACAUGCGUUUUUUGGGAAACUUUUCUUCCUUUUCGUCGGGACAAAUCGGGGGACGAUCCCAAGGGUGCAAGAGACAUUUCCCCGGAUUCCACGUCAGAUUGGCAUGUGCAGGCCGUAAUUAGUAUGUGCGCCAACUAAAUUAACAGUCUGGCCGUGGGACACCUCAUAUUCCCGUACCGGGCCGCCACGCGUUGUUGCUAGCUGCCAGAGAGAUAUCCACUAACCAAGGUAGAUGUGUGUGUGUGUCUAGCUGUGAGCGGGAACAAGGGUGUUAAAGCAAGGCAAGUAAGCUGGGAGAGUAAGCCAAUGAAUAUUUGGAUGUCGGGGACCAAGUUCAUUCUUCAAAGUAUCUUGAGGGUGUUUCCUGGGGCAAAAUUUCUUCUUCAGUUGCACGUAGAACAACUGGUACACCUUCGCGCAAAGAUAAAAUAUGACACAAAAAAACAGAGAGAGACACGAUUACUCCUUGCCGCUGCUCUUCCAGAAGCUCGCCACCCCUCGGUCGGUCUUAGCGGGGAAAGGCCAACCUUUUUUUGUUGAAUCCGAAAACCGGAAGUCCACUGUACCCACCGGAAUGCUAGAGCGCUUCAGUGGGCAAUAGUGCACUGUCGGACUGCUUAGUUCCCCAACCCAGCCAUUGGACCGGAAGUGGGUGGGCAACCCCAGCACGUGUGGAAUCUCUCGUCCUGGCUUAUCUCUUCUACUCCUCCUCCAUCCUUCAUCAAACUAGAUCAAUAGUCCAGUCUUUGCCUUUUCUUUCUGUCGCUGCGGUCUACUUGAUUUCUCGCUGCUGCUUGUAUUUUCUACCAGGCGCAUUGCUUCCGACGAUUCCGUCUAUCGAAUACUCCCCCAGUGUAUCAUGCAACUCCGUCGAGCUGCCCGCGUUCUCCUCGUUGGUGCACCAGGUGUCGGAAAGGGAACCCAGGCCGAGCGACUCUUGAAUCGCUUCCCCCAGCUACAGUCUAUUUCCACAGGCGAUCUCUUGCGCCAUAAUGUCAAGUCUCGCACGCCUCUCGGCAUCCAAGUCGAAAGCGUCAUGAAAUCAGGCGGUCUUGUAGCAGACGACCUUAUGCUGCGGCUGAUUUCUAACGAAUUGCAAAACCGCGGCUGGCUCGCCCGUCAAACCAUGACACUCUCCAUGGCUGCUGUACACUCUUCCCAUGACGCCGAACACCACCUGACGUCCUUGCGCGGUCAACCAUCGGAAGACCCCGCUGCUUCCUUCAUUCUCGACGGAUACCCUCGAAACGCUGCUCAAGCCCACAGUCUCGAAUCUAUUAUUCCUAUUAAUCUUGCAGUCUCGCUCAAAACACCCUUUGAAGUUCUCCUCGGUCGCAUCUCUGGCCGCUGGGUUCACCAGCCGUCAGGGCGUGUCUACAACACAUCCUUCAACAAACCCAAGGUCCCUGGCCAUGACGACAUCACCGGAGAGCCUCUCACCAAGCGACCGGACGAUACGGAAGAGGUGUACCGCGCCCGCUAUGACCAAUUCCAAAAGGCAAACGAAUCUCUCCUUGAACAUUACCGCCAAAAGGGUGUCUUGAUUGAAGUCGAAGGCAUGACCAGCGAUGAGAUUUCCCCAAAACUGUAUGCCGAAUUCGAAAAGCGCUUCGCCUAAGUUGUCUCAGAGCUUUUGUUAGAACGCACUUCAUAUCCAUGGCGAUUAACGACAGCGAGCGCUUGUUUUAUUACCCUUGUCUUUUGCUCAUUUUCUUUCUUUCUUUUAUUUGGGAUACCAGCCGCCACAACUUCAGGCGCAAUGUUGUAUGAUUAACUUUUUCGUCGCUCUUAUGCUCGCCUAUUGAAUCGGGCGCGCCGGACCUGUGAAUUAGGGGCGAGCUUUUCUAUCUUACAGGAAUUAAUAUCGGUUAUGUACUGUACAUGGAGUGAUGGGAACUACAGACCCAGUCGUUGGUACAGGUAGUUGGAAGGUGGAUGGCCAACAGUAUUACACAGGCGUAUAUUUUAUAGAUAGCCUUUUAACUGAACAGGUUGUAGAGCACAUCAAUCAUAAAGUUGGGCUCUAUAAUAACAUUCAAUCCGUUCAAUUAUACAAGUAUGUAAACUUCAUCUGAUCGCUGUAAUACAUAUCUUCGCCGACGGCGGUGGUGAUUUAGAUGGGAUAUAGCAUCUUCAUACAUAGUUAAUCUCGCCACUCCUCACCACUGCGAACACCCGGGGCUGCACUGUUGCUGCUGCCCUGAAGGGGAGUAUCCUCGUCGUCGUCGUCGUCCAGUGCCUUGGCCAGAUCAUCAGGAUCCUGCAUCCUUGCAUCAGGGUCCACCGCACCUUCAAUACCUUCGUCUUGCUCUUCAUGCUCGUCAAGCGUGUCAUCGGCACUAAUAGAGAUCCCGCGAGAGCCCCAGUUAGGGCGACCACCUCGACUGGUACCCUGACCUUCAAAGGCGCCACGCUCCUCGUCGAGAUCCUCCUGUUCAGCACGUCGGCCGAAAAUACGGCGCAAGAGCCAGCUAUGGCGUAGGUCAUCUGCAUCCACAACACCGCCGCCCCGAAGCUUGACGCGCUGGCGAGUGUAGUAGACCCAAGCAAAGUCAAGGUAGAGCAAGGUCUGGAUGACACCAAAGAUCACAGACACUGUUCUGACUGUGUGAUCAUCGGGGUCGAGCCCGCGGACCAGCCAGUUAAUGCAGUAGAAGCCACGAUAAAGUCCAAGAGCGAGAAGGUAGUAUGAAUCGAUGACGGUUGGGAUGGUAGUUUGACGGAGCAGAAGCAGUUGGGGGAGGAUGCAGACGGAUUCGAGAAUCUCGGAAAAGUCCCACAUCAACUAUGCUUCAGGUUAGCGUACUUUAUAUAAUUUCUUGAAUUGAAGGGAAUGUUUCCGUACCUUUCGGAAACCCCACGUGUUCUCGAAUAUCAUCAUUGUGAAGGGUGCUAAUGCUGCUGAGCCGACAACAACGACAGUGGUAAUCUUCCAUGCGAGUUCACGCUCGCGCGUGCGUGGAUACUUCCACUGCAUAAUGCAUACGGUGUAUAUCGACGAGGCGAUAAAGAUUAUCUUGAAGAUGACAUUCCAGGCUGAAUGCGUGGAGAAGAGGUCGAGGUAGCGGGUUAAAAAGACGACAGCGUAAAGCCCCUGCGAAAUGAGCGACACGCCCUCUGCGCUUUGGUUGCGGU
[Torrubiella] hemipterigena is the source of this 6127-nucleotide messenger RNA. Lineage: Eukaryota; Fungi; Ascomycota; Sordariomycetes; Hypocreales; Clavicipitaceae. The record is from the annotation of a GenBank genome assembly.